GGAAACCCUCCUUCCUUGACACAUAAACAAACCAAACUUACAAACAACUUCUCUUCCUCUUCUGUUUUGAUUUUUCUCGAUGCCUUUUGAGGUUAUGACAGUUAUUGAAAUACCAACUAGGCCUAGCACAUUAUAAAGUUCAACUUUUCAUGAGACAUAAAAAGUCUGUUUUGAGAUUAGAAGAAAAUAUUUUCUACAAGGCCUAGCCUACGUUAAAUAAUUAUGGGUAAAUCAUCAAAAGAUAAACGUGACAUUUACUAUAGAUUGGCUAAAGAACAAGGCUGGAGAGCAAGAAGUGCCUUUAAACUAUUACAAAUUGACGAACAAUUUAAGAUAUUUGAUGGUGUAAAUAAAGCAGUGGACCUCUGUGCUGCUCCUGGAAGCUGGAGUCAAGUUCUUGCCAAAAAGCUGCAUAAACCAGACAGCCAGGAUGUGAAGAUCGUAGCUGUAGACCUGCAAGCUAUGGCUCCUCUGCCUGGUGUGGUCCAAAUACAAGGGGACAUCACCAAGCUGACCACAGCAGAGGAGAUAAUUGGUCACUUCAAGGGUGAAUCAGCUGACCUAGUGGUCUGUGACGGAGCCCCUGACGUGACUGGGCUGCAUGACAUUGACGAGUACAUCCAGGGACAACUGCUACUGGCAGCUCUCAACAUCACCACUCAUAUCCUCAAACAGGGAGGCACAUUUGUAGCCAAGAUCUUCAGAGGCCGUGAUGUAUCUCUACUCUACUCACAGCUCAAAAUAUUCUUCCCAAGAGUGACACUUGCAAAACCCAGGAGCUCUCGUAACUCAAGUAUUGAAGCGUUUGUCGUCUGCCAAGACUAUAGGCCACCUGUAGGGUUCACUCCUACCAUGACCAACCCUCUACUGGACAACACAGACUGUGACUGGUCCCAGCUGGAGGGUAUAGACAGGCUGAUCAUACCCUUCAUAGCCUGUGGAGACCUCAGUGGCUAUGAGUGCUAUGACGCUGACACCAACUACAGUCUGGAGCUGGAUGGUAAGCCGUACCAAUACACUGCUCCUGCCCAGGCGCCUCUGUCACCUCCAUACCUAGAAGCCAUGUCUCUCAUCACCAAGCCUGGCGAGAGUGUCACACAGUUACCUGACGGAACAAAUAAAUCAACCUCAUAAACUU
This is a messenger RNA of Macrosteles quadrilineatus (aster leafhopper), 1138 nucleotides long. RefSeq names its product putative tRNA (cytidine(32)/guanosine(34)-2'-O)-methyltransferase. The record is from RefSeq and is a predicted model, not a curated record. The transcript is spliced from 6 exons. Gene Ontology annotation, cellular component: cytoplasm. Gene Ontology annotation, biological process: cytoplasmic translation; tRNA methylation. Bases 223 to 1134 code for a protein of 303 amino acids. NCBI's taxonomy places the organism in Eukaryota, Metazoa, Arthropoda, Insecta, Hemiptera, Cicadellidae. Gene Ontology annotation, molecular function: tRNA methyltransferase activity.